CCGCCGCCGCCGCCGCCGCCGCCGCCGCUCCCCGGUGAGGCUCGCGCUCGAGCUGCGGCGCCGGCCCCGCCGCCUGGGCCCCGGGCCCGGCCCCUCCCGCGCCGCCCGGGCGAUGAGAAGCUGCUUCUGCGUGAGACGGAGCCGGGACCCGCCGCCGCCGCAGCCGCCGCCGCCCCAGCGGGUAACAGACCAAUCCACCAUGCCUGAAGUCAAAGACCUUUCAGAAGCUUUGCCAGAGACGUCGAUGGAUCCCAUCACGGGAGUGGGGGUGGUGGCUUCUCGGAACCGAGCCCCAACAGGCUACGAUGUAGUUGCACAGACGGCAGAUGGCGUGGACGCUGACCUCUGGAAAGACGGCUUAUUUAAAUCCAAGGUUACCAGAUACCUGUGUUUCACGAGAUCAUUUUCCAAAGAAAAUAGUCAUUUAGGGAACGUGUUAGUGGAUAUGAAGCUCAUUGACAUCAAGGACACUCUGCCUGUAGGCUUCAUCCCAAUUCAGGAGACGGUGGACACACAGGAAUUGGCUUUUAGAAAAAAGAGGCUGUGCAUUAAAUUUAUCCCACGGGAUUCAACUGAAGCUGCAAUUUGUGACAUUCGGAUCAUGGGCCGGACCAAGCAGGCCCCUCCUCAGUACACGUUUAUUGGGGAACUGAACAGCAUGGGGAUCUGGUAUCGAAUGGGCAAAGUACCGAGGAAUCAUGAUUCAUCUCAACCCACAACACCUUCCCAGUCAUCAGCUGCUUCCACCCCAGCCCCCAACCUCCCCAGGCACAUCUCACUAACGCUCCCUGCUACCUUCCGAGGGAGGAACAGCACUCGGGCCGACUAUGAGUACCAGCACUCCAAUCUGUAUGCCAUAUCAGCAAUGGAUGGUGUGCCUUUCAUGAUUUCAGAGAAGUUUUCUUGCGUUCCAGAAAGUAUGCAGCCCUUUGAUCUCUUGGGAAUCACCAUCAAAUCUCUGGCAGAAAUUGAAAAAGAGUAUGAAUACAGCUUCCGCACGGAGCAGAGCGCUGCGGCCCGGCUCCCGCCCAGCCCCACUCGGUGUCAGCAGAUCCCCCAGUCCUGAGGGGCCGGCCGCCACCCUGGCCCCGUGGGGAGAAGACGCGGCUGCCCAGACUACGGAGCGCCCCUCCCUCGCCCAGGCCCUCCUGCCCGCCCACCGCGGGGCUCAUCCGGGAGACCCUGGGCAGCUGGGCUGUGGCCUCCGCUUGCCUGACGGGACAGCCCCGCCUCCCUGGCGACACUCUUCAUAAUCUGGACUAAUCUGUGUGUGUUGUAGUGACCGGCGGCUCCCAACGUGUCUGUGUGACGACCAGCCCUCCCACGAACAGCCCCACCCCCGCGGGAGUCACCCCUGAGGGCCCCGCACACCGGCUGGAGCCGCCCCGUGACGCCUUGGGCCCCCUUUCCUCCCGACUGUUGGCUGCCACGACGCUAUCCGGCUCCUUCUGGAAGCCCCGGGGUGGGGGGCAGCUGUACAAAGCCCCCUCCGGCCUCACCGCGGGCCCCAGACGCGGGGCUGCCGUGGAACAAGUCCCUCCCGCCAACAGCAGCAAGCGCCCUGCGCAUUUCACGCAACGCGGAGGACGCACGGGAGGAAGAAGCCCGUCGUCCCCAAGUGGCCCCGAGCCUGGGUCCCUGCCCCGUGGUGGCCCCACUGAGGUGGGGGAACAGCCGCCUGGCUGCCCACACAGGGGACUUGGCUUCUGGGCGAGAAGGCGGAGGGACCUGGUGCUUGCUCGGAGGCGAGUCUCGCUGCCCAGGACACUGUGCUCACCCCCCACGCCCCCCGUUCCUCCCAAAGGGCUCAUCUCUGCAAUGCCCACGUGCCAACUGCCACGCCAGCCGCCUCAGCCCAGGGACGGGCCCGCCGCGGGUGAGGAGCCGCUCAGCCAGUGCCCAGCCCCAGAGGGACGCGGGGCCGGGGUCAGCCCGCUCCUCAGAGCCCGGCUGCAUCGUGAUGCGCUCCGCAAACAGCAACAGUUGUUUCAGGAAGUCCACGUGAGCCAGGCCACCGAACUGGGGCCAGCGUGGACACGUGUGCCACGACCAGCCAGUGGACGCACAGGCACUUCUCACCGUGCCGGCUGCCGCCAUCCCUGGGGACUCGGGCCCUCCCCCCCAGUGGCCUGCCUGGUCUAGCUCUCAGGAUUGGUCCUGAAUUAGUUCCACAGAAUGUUGGUCUCUCCCCUCUUGGGGGUCCCCAGAUGGUGGGAGCUUUGGACAUGUGUCUGGAGGCUGGGGGGGGCGGCAUGGAGAGCGGGAAGGGUCCCUCACCACGAAGGGAGCCCAGGAGAGCCAUGGCCGGGGAUGGACCCCACCUCCCUGGGGCUCCUGGGAUGGCUUGUGGUGGCCGGGGCACAACAGGCCAGCACCGUGAGGAGGGUGGCCGCUGGCUAAGAAGUAGGGCGGACAAAAAUACCUCAUGUACCUUUAUGGGCCCCACCAUCUCCAGCAGCUCCACCCGCCCCCCUGGGUCGCCCGUGGAUCAUUCGAUACCUCCUGAUCUCUGUGCAUUAGGGAAGUGGUCGCCUCUCCCUGCCUGCGCCCGGACCUGAGGACAUCCCUGGUGGGGCCGGCCUUUCUGGGCCUCCCACACAGCAGAGUGGCAGGAAAAUGCAGAUAGUGGGUGGAACCCCCAGGGGGCCACAGGCUGGAGCCAGCAGUCCGUCGGAGGACCCUUGGGGAUUGGUGCUUAACCAGGAGAGGAGAGAGCUCUUGAACUGGUCUCAGAUGUCCCCACUGAAAUUAGCUAGUCGUCCUUCUGGGCAUUGGAGCCCCGUGGGGCCCAGAGGACCCGGGUCUGCUGCUGCUUUUUGGAUGGGUGGCUGGUCCAGAACCAAGUGACCCGUGUGACCUGAAGCCCAACCGAGAGGGGCAACUGAUUACUCCUCUUCACUUGGUCACAGCCUGUGAGAUGGUCACCUGACAGCGCCUGGUGGCCCUGGUCUGACAACCGGGCAUUUUAGCAGAGAGGUCCAGAGACGUGCGCGCAGGAGCCCGAGUCCAGGCGCACGAAGGCGGAGCCAGGCCGGGAGGGUGGCUAUCCGGAGAGGAGGAGGGGGGCGCGACCUCCCGAGCCCCCAGGCCGUCCUGCAGAUAGGGGACGGACCCAGAGCGAGGCCGGGCGGGGGGCCGCCAGGAAGAGGGCUGAGCGGCUGGGCUUGGACAGGCUGUGCCACCUCCACCACCUCGUAGACAGAAGCCACGUGUGACAGUGACCGUUUGUACCCCUGAGCCCCCCUUAGACAAGUUAGACAGUGACCGGGGUAGAUUGCAGGCUUGCCCUCUUUCCUGGCCUUCUGAGAGGUGGGGGGGCAAGCGAGCGUGUGACAGUAGGCUGGGGGGGAGGGGCGCAUGGGGGCGCGUGCAGACCGCAGGAGAGCCUGGACCCCUGGCUCGUGCCUGGGAGCGUUUCUGCACCAGCCUGGCCCUCGGCCCCCCAGCACGCCCUGCUGCCGUCCCCCCUCAGAAAGACUAACCAGAGCACAGCUUCCCUGUUGUCUUUCCUCUUCCCUCUGAAAAUUCAGUCUCCCUCCAAAGCCCUUGGGAAUGGCACAAAGGUAACAAGGAGUAAGUCGUUGGCUUCAUGGCCACUCACAAAUUUGUUUCAAGGCUUUUUCCCCACCCCGAGUCCAGGAACUAAUCCGGGCCAUGACCCUCUUCCGCUUGGGGGGCUGGGAGCCCCGGUGGCGACGUGCCCCAGCCGCCUCCCUCGCUGGAAGUCCGGACUGCCGCCCCCAACACUCCCCUGCCCCGUGUCCUGCGGGACACCCUCCCGGGGCAGGAGACAGCAAGGACUCACCCGCAUCGAAGCCCCUGCUCCUUGCCAGGCCCUAGGCCGGCACUUUAAGCACAUUUUCUCCUGUUGUUCCCCUUAAAAACACACACACCCAGAAGCGGAUGUCCGUUGCUCCUUGGGGCAGUGGAGGCCCGUCUGCGGGCACGGAGCGGGCACGGGGCAGAGCCGGAAUCUGGAGCCGAGUCUCGUCUCGCAGCCGCCCCGUCACAAGCACAGGUCCAGUAAAGACUUCCCAGCGCCACCAGCCACGCUGGUUCUAGCAUGAUCGGCCACUGCUGCAUGGCGCCAUGGUGCUCAGCGUGGGGCAGGAGCCCACCUGCCCACUCGCUCCACCCCGGCCAGGGCCCCCCCGGACACCCGGGAGCCUGAGGGCCAAGCAGGUGCAUGCCUGUGGGGGCCAGAAGCCGAGCUCGUUUGACUCGGUUCACCGUCCGCCGUGCCCUCGGGCCAUGGAGGGGGUGGCCAGGCCCCCACCCCACCCAAGCAGCCUGGCACCCCUGGGUCGGCCCCUCUUUCUUCGCCCCUUGUGAAUGCGGCCCGGGAGCGGCCGUCGCCCCCCGUUCUCCCGGCAGAAGGCGUGGGAGCUGCCCUGGGGCCGCCCGCUGUGCACUUGCCCUAGGAACAAUGUCCUUACCGUAUUUAUUUGAGGUGACUCUUGUAUUUGGCAAAGGGAAGUUCACUGUGUGAUUGUCUGUCUUAAUAUAAUUUGUUAAAUAAACGUUUGUUUUAACCUUU
Mirounga angustirostris (Northern elephant seal) is the source of this 4537-nucleotide messenger RNA. RefSeq names its product multivesicular body subunit 12B (gene MVB12B). Gene Ontology annotation, cellular component: late endosome; ESCRT I complex. The transcript has 10 exons. Bases 113 to 1066 code for a protein of 317 amino acids. Lineage: Eukaryota; Metazoa; Chordata; Mammalia; Carnivora; Phocidae. Gene Ontology annotation, biological process: viral budding; regulation of epidermal growth factor receptor signaling pathway; virus maturation. The record is from RefSeq and is a predicted model, not a curated record.